GUAGGAACGUUUUCGCUUAAGCAACCGUUUCUGCGAGGUUCAUUACUUGAAUGCAACUUUGGUACGUCGGUGUAUUUUGUCCGUGUACUCGACUGUACUUUUUGUUUACAAAAUGGCAGACUUCAGAAUUUCUACUCUCGAUUAUUUCCCAGAGAACAUUUUAAUUGAUAUUUUAUCAUAUUUAGGUGUGCGAGAGCUCAUCAGAACUGGAAGGGUGUGUAAGAGAUGGAGACGCCUUGUAAAAGACCAACGUCUAUGGCGAGCUGUUGAUCUAACUGCAUGGAAAGGGGUGACGUCGCGCAUGCUGUGGGUUCUACUGCGCCAGUAUCUGGGCACUGGGCUCCGAUGCCUGCGGCUGCGUGGCUUGCUGCUCUCUGCUAGAGGCGGGGCAUUUCUCUCAGAGUCCUGGCUUAAGGCUUUGUCCUCCAAGUGCCCCCGUCUGCGCAGUCUUUCCCUGCUGCAUGCAGACCUGAGAGGCUUGCGUAGUUGCCAGCUCCUGCCCACAACGCUGCAGGUCCUAGAGUUGCGUGGCUGUGAGCUGCCACAGAGCUUUUUCACCCAGACCCCACCCAGUCCUGAGAAACAAGCUGGAGCUGCAUCAACUGCUUCUACUCAGCAACAGGGACGCGGUCAGACUGGGAAAGUGCCUGCCUCCACAUCAGGGAUUGCCAUUGAGACGAUGGUCCUUGAUAACGUGCCCUCCUUCACAGACCUGCACCUGCAGAGUCUGGCUUCUUGGUUGAAGCUUAGCCGCCUAGAGCUGCGCAAUGUCCUUCGGGUCACAGCGGAAGGCCUUAGGCGCAGUGCUGCCCAAGAAACCGACUCGGGCUUAAACGGGCUCUCCAGGCUCAAGUACCUGGAGAUAGGGCACUUUGGACGGCCUGGCGCCCAGCUACAGAUGGCCUCCCUGGGGCUGGGGGUGGGCUGGCUCGGCCUAGAGGAGCUAAGCCUUGGCGGUAAGGAGGUGGGACCAGGCCUGCUGUCUGCCAGCCGCCUGAGGGACCUGAAGCGCCUGCGCCUCAGAAGCUGCAAGCUGAGAGAGAUGCAGGUGCUACGGAGCUGCAGGACGCUGCGGGAGCUGCGCCGGUUGGAGUUCUGUGAGGUGUUCUUCCAGGUUUGCCCAAAGACACCAGAGAGGGGGGGGGGGGUGGCAGGUGAGGAGGGGAGGGAGGAUGGCGCAGAUGGUGGUGAUGGGAGCAAUGACAAGCUGGAUGAGAAUGACCCUGUGCCGAGUCUGCGCCGCUCACUUGCUGCUCUGCUGCCUCAAUGUACACUACUAUUCACCAACUGCACUGUUACAAUAAUAUCAGACUAGAUUACAUACUGUGUUACACAUCUGGUUACCUUAUUCUACUGUUUGCAAACUCUCAUGAAUCACUUUUUUGUUGACAUAUGUAGAAAACAAAUGUACCCCAUUAACAAACCCAAUCAAAUUCUAUUUUAAACUUUCAUAUAGCUGUGCUAUUGAACAUAAAAGAGACAGUGACUGAGUUCAUUGCAUGUGUAAAGUCUCAGGAAAUGUAAUGUUUCAAUUCAACCCCUCGACCAGGGCUCUUCAGCUCUUAAAGGCACUGCAUGGUCAAUCCAAUGUCUGCAGUGACCUCCAUGCCUCCGGAGGCUGCCUUGAGAAGAGAUUCAAUGAAUAUAUUGCAACUCUGGGGGGUUUCAGUAGGCUAGAAGUAGCCCACUAGUUUUGCUCACUGGCCCCCUCAAGUAUAGGAAAAAUACUCUGUGUGAUUCUCCUAAGCAUUAUGUUGCCUGUAUUCAUUACGAUUUGAGAAAGUACAAAUGGGAACUGUUUUAACCUUUUUCCACCAAGAAACUUAACAAGAAUGUGUUCUAAACUGACUUGCCCGUUAAAUUAAAUAAAUAAAUAGCAAAGUAGAACAUAUACCUCAAUAGAUCAUGAAUAAACAAAUAUCCAGGAAAUAUGAUCAAGCUCUCUCAAUCUGUAAAACACACAGCAUUUAUCCCAAACUUGGUCCUAUCAGCUAUUCCUAUUUUUUUUUUUACAAUUGAUACUUUGAAUACUUUUAUGUGUGGUAUGAUUGCUCGUUAGCCUAUUGCAGAUCUGGACAAAUGAUCCACUAUUGUCACCAUGAAUGGUGGAUAGCGUUCAGGAUAGACAGACUGGAAGACUAUAGUGACCUGUGGUAGAGUAACGUGGAAAAGAGAGCAUCACGUGUAAAAGCAUAGGGCAUAAGGGAAGUACCAAAACACCUUGAUAAAGGGGAUGCGCAGAUGAGGAAAUGUGUCUUGGAUGGAAGAAAUUCUAUAGUAAAACCUGCAAAUAGCACAUUUAAACUGGGGAGGCGGGGGUGCACUACCCUCCCCUGUGCCCAGGAUGAGAAAAAAAACUCCUCCCCUGAGCAAAAAAAAGAAAAAGGCUUCAGUUCCUCUUGGGUGCUUAUUUUAUAUUGUUUAAUGUUGUGUACGAAAGCACCUAAAGCAAGACAGAAUGGCCUCGGACCCCUUAUGGUCAGGGACCACUCGGAAAUAAAAACACUCAAGAGAAAUAAAUGUAACACAAAAAACACGAACUACACACAGACAUGAAUUUGAAACAGAAACAAUGACGCCUGGGUAAGGAAGCAAAGGGAGUGACACAGUUGAAAGUCGGAAGUUUACCUACAUCUUAGCCAAAUACAUUUAAACUCAGUUUUUCACAAUUCCUGACGUUUAAUCCUAGUAAAAAUUCCCUGUCUUAGGUCAGUUAGGAUCACCACUUUAUUUUAAGAAUGUGACAUGUCAGGCCUCCUUCCUCAUACCAGCAUGCAAAGGUUCAGGACCUGUCAUAAACACACCCUGGAGAGGAGAGAAAACAGAUUGUCUCGUGUAACGGUUUUGUGGUACAGUUUCCUGCCCUUACAUCACACUGAGUGAAAAUAAAAUCUUUGGGCAAAUUGACAUAUCAUUAUUCCAUAACACGAGUGAGUGAGUGAGUGAGUGAGUGAGUCUGUCUGUCUCUCUCUCUCUCAAAUACAAGUGUUAUACAUCGGCUUAAAGAUAUACUUCUCAUUAAUGCAAGCUCUGUGUCAGAUUUCAAAAAAGUUUGUUUUGUUCGAUAAAAUCCAUAAUUUAUGUCCAAAUACCUCCUUUUUGUUCAUGCGUUUAGUUCACAAAUUCACAAGGUGCGAGCACUUGGUCCAGACAAAAUCAAAAUAGUUCCAUUACAGUUCGUAGAAACAUGUCAAACGAUGUAUCGAAUCAAUCUUUAGGAUGUUUUUAUUAUAAAUCUUGAAUAAUGUUCCAGCCGGACAAUUCCUUUGUCUUUAGAAAUUAAAAGGAACAGAACUCGCUCUCACGGCCGCGCGCCUGACUUAGCUCAUGGCAUUCUGCCAGACCCCUUAGUCAAACAGCUCUUAUUCACCCCCCUUCACAGUAGAAGCCUGAAACAAGGUUCUAAAGACUUGACAUCUAGUGGAAGCCUUAGGAAGUGCAAUCAGACCAAAUUUAUACUGUAUCUUGGAUAGGAUUUUUUGAGUUCUGUUAUUCUGUUAUUCUGUUCUGUUAUUACUCACAAACAUCAUUCAAACAGUUUUAGAAACUCUGAGUGUUUUCUAUCCAAAUAUACUAAUAAGUUGCAUAUCUUAGCUUCUGGGCCUGAGUAACAGUCAGUUAUGUUGGGCAUGCUUUUCAUCUGAAGUCAACUGAGGUAAGGAAGAAGUUGUUGUAAGAUCAGCAGUCAACAUUUUGCAAGAAUAAUAAGUAAUUAUAUGGUCAUAAACAUGCAAUUGUAUCACAACAAACAAUCAAAUGUCUGUACACAACGGCAUUCUCUUUAAAUGACAUGUAAAAUAAAAUGAAUUCCCCUUCUCACCCAUGCACAGGGCCCAUGCAGUUGCACUGCAGGAAAUGUCCUAUAUGUACU
Molecule: messenger RNA, 3871 nt
Organism: Oncorhynchus masou masou (cherry salmon)
Lineage: Eukaryota; Metazoa; Chordata; Actinopteri; Salmoniformes; Salmonidae
Product: F-box/LRR-repeat protein 12-like
Molecular function (GO): protein binding
Source: RefSeq, a predicted model, not a curated record